Molecule: messenger RNA, 237 nt
Organism: Cooperia oncophora
Lineage: Eukaryota; Metazoa; Nematoda; Chromadorea; Rhabditida; Trichostrongylidae
Source: the annotation of a GenBank genome assembly
AUGAGGAAGCUCUGGAAUCCAGUCACACAGCUAAAGCAAUUAUGCACUGGGCAAAGCACGGAACCGGUUACGGCUGGGUAUCGAUUAUCACCUCCUGAAAAAAUGCCAAAAAGCGUAAGGAGUAUAAUGACGAAGUGUUGCUUUCCGGGGAAUCCAGAAGAAAGGAGUCGGAUGUCUGAGAUACGGGCCGCACUCGAAGAUGUCAUGCAACCGCAGUCAAUCGAAAGAUCGCUUUGA